Effrenium voratum is the source of this 1114-nucleotide messenger RNA. The record is from the annotation of a GenBank genome assembly. Lineage: Eukaryota; Dinophyceae; Suessiales; Symbiodiniaceae.
GUGUUGUUUUCUGGCUUAGCUACGCAUGGACCGGUGGCAGCAUUUUCAUACCUUGGGCAACUGGCUGCGCCGCUACCGGGAGGUGGCUUCUGUGGGGGGUUUGGUCUAUGCGCUGUGGCAGCGGCGGCAAUGGAAGCGCGCAGCCGAGGAGGCUUGCGCCGCCGUGCGCGCCGGGCGCUUCAUGGAGCAGUGCAGUUUCCUCUUAGUGAAUGUGGACGGCCUGAAGAAGGGUGCGAACAUGGCCAGCACAGUGUCAGUGCAGACGCUCUUCACCCGGACCUUGAAGUCACUGAUGUUCGACAACGAGAACAUGGUGGAUCGCGUCAGCCGGGCUUCGGAGCGCGCCACCCCGGGGGCGCCUCUGCUGGAACUGGGCUCCGACGCCUGGCUGGUCAUGGCCAAUCUCAACGCCCACCUCAUGGAGGCGUGCUGCUCCUAUGGGCAUGUGGCCGCUGCUUGUGGGACGCCAGUGAAUGUGGUGGAGUUCAUUUAUGGCUUGGUCAAUGACCGGACCACCACCUCCCGGCAGCAGCUGCGGGUCUACGUGAUCCGGGAACGAGACCUUCGGAACUUGCCGGAGGUGAAGGAGUUGGACCUCCGGCGGAGCUCUUUCAAAAGCGCCUACUCGGUGCUCAGGAGCAUGGCUGAUUCCUAUCAGGCGCCGCCCGCCGAGCUCCGGCGCCACAACGUGCUGAGUAUGACCUCGGGCCUGCCCAGCGGCAUGGGGAGGACGUGGCUGACCUUCCCCUGUGAAGCCGGACCCAUACUCUCCGCAUUGUGAAGGCUUGUGGCUGGGCUGGCUGCUCCAUCCGGUGCGCCGGAUCCAGCAUCAUCGUGGCUGCGCGAGUGUGGCAGCCUCUGAGGGGACCCUUGUGAGUACUGCGAAGGCUUUUUGAGCGAUCGCCACUCCACUCGGACAAGUUAGUCUGGAAGUUUGAGACUGGAAGCCAAAGACGGCGCCAUGUACAGCGAUCCUUAGAUGUCGCAUGAUGUCGCCUUUUCGGAUAGGUGUCCCAGGUUCCAAAGCGAAGCCCGGGAGGGACUUGCCUGAAUGGUGGAUCAGCAAGGCAGCUUGGACGAGCUUGUGCGGUUUCAAGUCAGCACAAGAUGCAGA